Molecule: messenger RNA, 2310 nt
Organism: Lodderomyces orthopsilosis Co 90-125
Lineage: Eukaryota; Fungi; Ascomycota; Pichiomycetes; Serinales; Debaryomycetaceae
Product: metalloendopeptidase
Exons: 1
Coding region: 1-2310 (769 amino acids)
Biological process (GO): peptide metabolic process
Cellular component (GO): mitochondrion
Molecular function (GO): metalloendopeptidase activity
Source: RefSeq, a predicted model, not a curated record
AUGAGAACUACGUCCAAAAUACUACGAUAUGGAUGGCGAUAUCAGACCCCCCAUGCAUCCUUGGUAAGGUCUUUUACGAGUACCACACUAAACCGACAAGCUCAAAGUCAGACAGAUUUGGCUAAAAUAUUUGACGACCAAGCUUAUUUCGACGCUUUCAACAAUAGCUCUUCGUACAAGCUACCGUUUUCAUUUUCAAAACAAGAGACCGGAUUAUUCAAAAAUGAGUCGUUAACGAGUCCACUGGGGUUGAUAAAGUUUUCAAAACAAUCCUUGGAAGAUGCAAAAUUGUUAGUUGCGGAAAUGUUGAACAAUAAAACUGACAAAGGCAAAAUAGAUUACAUAAAAAAACUAGAUCAGUUGUCAGAUACCCUUUGUCGUGUUAUUGAUGUUGCCGAGUUUAUUAGAAUAGUACAUCCCAGUUCCAACUGGACUAAUGCUGCGCAGCAAACGCACGAGAUUCUUUUUGAAUAUAUGAAUCAACUAAAUACCAAUGUGGAGUUAUAUACAAAUUUGAUUGAGGUGCUUAAUGAUCAACUGAUCACAUCGCAAUUGACGGAGGAGGAAAUUAAAGUUGGCGAGUAUUUGAAACAAGAUUUUGAGAGAUCAGGUAUUCAUAUGGAUCCCGAGACAAGAAAUAAUUUUGUUGCCAUAACACAAGAAAUCUCCUUACUUGGUUCUCAUUUCAAUAAUGAGAUCAACAAUUUGGAUUCACACUGGUGUGCAAUUACAAUGAAAGAUUUUGAGUCUAUUGAAAAUCCUCAAAUAAAACGAGAACUUCUCCUGUUUCAAUCAAAAUAUAAUGGUAAAAAAUUUGGAAAAGAAUAUUAUGUGCCCUUAGUCGCACGUCUCCCAUACUCCAUAUUAACAAAGUGUAAAUCUAGUGAGUUGAGGCGGAAAAUAUGGGUGGCGUUGCACAAUGCAUCCUCGGACCUGAUCAGCAUUCUUGAUAGGUUUGUGUCUUACAGAGCAUUGUUGUCAAAGAUGUUGGGUUACAAGUCAUAUGCCCAUUAUCAGCUAGAGCACAAGAUGGCAAAGUCACCAGAAAAUGUCAUGGCAUUCUUGAAAAAUAUUCAACAGUCAUUGAGGGACAGUUCAGUGUUGAAUGAGUUGAAACUUUUGAAUGAGUUCAGAGAUGAGAAAGUAGAGUAUAAAAAUAAUGAUUCAUUGAUAGAUAGUAUCAAACCAUGGGAUCGAGAUUUGUUACUUUCGAGAAUGCAACGGGACAAGCAACAAGAUAUUGCGGUGCAGACAAAGAUUUCAGAAUACUUUUCAGUUGGUACUGUGAUUGCGGGAUUGAGCAAGUUGUUUGAAAGUUUAUACAAUGUGUCCUUUGUGUCUGAGGUCACACUUCCGGGAGAAGUAUGGGAGAACAACAAGGUGAGAAAGUUGAAAGUUGUUGAUAAUGAGAACAGCAAGACUUUGGGUUACUUGUAUCUUGAUUUUUGGUCGCAAAAGGUUAUGCCUUCACAUUUUACUAUUGUGUGCCUGAGAAGACUCCACUCCUGGGAAAAUGAAGGUAAAUAUAGAAAUACUGUGCAGCUCGAUGGAGACUAUCAACUUCCAAUUGUAUCGCUAGUUUGCAACUUCAGGGAUAGCUUUCAAAAGGGUCCAACUUUACUCUCGUUAGAUCAAGUUGAUACAAUUUUUCACGAAAUGGGACAUGCAAUGCAUUCCAUGAUUGGAAGAACAGAAUUGCAUAAUUUGUCGGGAACUAGAUGUGCCACGGACUUUGUUGAGAUACCUUCGGUAUUGAUGGAAUCAUUCAGCAAAGAUUUACGAGUUUUAACCAAAGUUGGCAGACAUUAUCAAUCAGGCGAACCAAUUCCUCAGGGUUUACUACAACAAGCACAUCAUGAUAAGAAUACCCUUCUGGCAUGUGAAACUUUCAUGCAAAGCAAGAUGGCAACAUUAGAUCAAAAAUUGCACAGCGCUGAAAUGGUUGACAAGUUAGCCACCGGGUUAGAUGAGGCUGAUUCAACAGAGGUUUAUCAUUCGGUUGAGCUGGACCUUAAGGUAUUCGCUGACAUGUGGUCAACUUGGCAUGGUAAGUUUCCACAUCUAUUUUCCUAUGGAGCGGUGUACUAUCUGUAUUUACUUGAUCGAGCCAUUGCCGAAAAGCUUUGGCAAGGUUUGUUUGAAAAGAACCCAUGGAGUAAAGAAGCUGGAACUAAAUACAAAGAUAGUGUUUUAAAGUGGGGUGGGACCAAAGAUCCUUGGUUAUGCCUUGCUGAUGCAUUGGAUAUUGAGGAGUUGAAGGAAGGUAAUUCAAACGCCAUGGAGUUGAUUGGUAAAAAUGCUAGUUUGUAA